AUGAGUGCACCGUUUUAUAGUUACGACCCAUGCGUAUGCACUGGAAUGCCUUGCGGCGCUUGCUAUCCAUACUCUACAAAGCCUUGCGCAGCGUCAUGUAACGACCUGGGAAAAUGCUCAGUGUGCCCCGGCGGCGGGUGCUCCCCUUGCCCAGCGCCAGUGCGGCCGUGUCCAGCCCCUUGCCCGGCUCCCCCAAUUUUGCCUUGUUUACCUCCAUGUCCACCGUGUGAUAAGCCAGCCACUCCUAUUCCGCCGCCAGCUCCAUCUUGCGACAGCGUAGCGAUACCGUGCUGCAGGCCGAACCGCUGUAAGCCCUGUCCGUGCUAUUGCUGCACUGAGCCCGCCUUGUGCUCGAAGACGACGCCACCACUGGUAUUCCCAGCACACAUCAUAUUCUCUGCUACUUCUAUUGAAAUGACACUAUGA
Zerene cesonia (dogface butterfly) is the source of this 426-nucleotide messenger RNA. Its product is annotated as small proline-rich protein 2D-like. Bases 1 to 426 code for a protein of 141 amino acids. The transcript is spliced from 3 exons. The record is from RefSeq and is a predicted model, not a curated record. Lineage: Eukaryota; Metazoa; Arthropoda; Insecta; Lepidoptera; Pieridae.